AUGACACGUGAGAAGCACUUAUUGAAACCUGCUGUUACACCGGCUUCUUUAUCUGCCGUUGAUGAUUGGGUUCACGUUAAGCGACACUAUCAAGUCACACCGAGUGUAUGGGGAGAUGCGACACUAAUUCAAAAAGCCAACUUUAAGUAUGGCCACCAGGGCAAUUUUCGCGCCUUGCGCAAGGCUGAAAUUACUGUCAGCAUCGCAGACCGGAAUUUACGAUUUUCAAAUCCGCAAAUCUUGACGCUUUCUUCGUCGUUGCACCGACUUGUACCCCUUCAGGUGAACUAUCCAGCUGUAAGAACGUUCAUGAGUCUUUCCGAGAAGUUCAAACGCUUCGACAAUGCGCAGCUGUACCGAUCCAGACUCCGCGCACUUGCAACUUCAUGCUUUGCUGAAUCAUCCACUCACGUUCAAGUCUUCCAUAUUGGCAAAGAGGCUCUCAAAUUAUUCAUAAAACUGUAUCUAGAUUUAACAUCUACAACGUUUAAAGGUGGUUUAAAUGAGCUCAACGCGAUUCUCAGCAAAUCGUCUACCGCAACCUUCUAUUUCUUGACCCAAGAGUUUUCAUGGAGUCCAAUCCGCAUCAGCCUCGAAGAGUUCGAAGGGAUCUCAGAAUACCAUAACAUCUUUCCCGAAUUCGCCGACGUCGUUCAGAGCUUUGGCAUCAAGUCCGAUGAAGACAGCCGCAGUUGGGACGGAAGUCAUAUGAAGGAACACGUACACGACUCUUGCAGCAACAAUUUGACGAGAAUUGGUAAGUUGAAUGAAGAAGAAGCUUCCAUUACUAAAGAACUGUUUGCAGAAAUAUGCUACAAUGUGCGAUAUGCAGAACCCAAUGGACGAUCUCAAGGAAGUCCCUGGUCGCUUCGGCAAAUGGGGGUGUAUCACGCUUUUUGUAAGACAGAUCGGACGUCCGUGUGGGUCUUUAUACAACCAUCAACCAACUUCCGUUCAAAUUUUGACUCAAUGUGUCAAAACGAUUCUCUUCAACAGGUGUUGAAAGACUCGGGAUGUAUGUUCCUCCACGAACAUGUCUUCUCGAUUCUCGGAUUGCAUUGGCAUGCUUAUUUACAAUUUCUCCAGGAAAAGCUCAAUGGGCUGGUAUUACUGUUUUCCAUAUGGGCCUGUUUCUCCAAAGUGGGAGGGAAACGAAAUUGGGAUUAUGAGGUAUCGUUUGCCGACUGCCAGGAGCUACAACUAUUGGAGAAGAAAUCCCAGCGGACACGGAGAAUACUAGAUUCUCACGUGGAGGUGCUGAGGAGAUAUCGAGUGUUUUCCUGUCUGGGUCUAAAGAGGAACCCUCAUGAGCUGCGUCGAGUAGAGGAGAUCAUGUCCCAGCUAAUGCUACAUCGGCGGAGUGUCUCAGGAAUGAUAAGUCGAUCAGCUGGAAUCGACAAGCUUCUAGCUCGCAUUAUGGAAUUCCGUGGCAAUGAGCUGCUGCACAGCAACGAACGAGUUAUGCAGGACCAUCUGGAAUGUCUCAGGAGCAUUGCCACAUAUAGCCAGAAAGAAAAUGAAGGGAUGGUCAGUGUAUCCUUACAACUACGGGAAGAUUCGAGGGCCAUGAAGGUCCUUACGAUGAUUGCCACAACGUAUCUUCCAGCAACUCUGAUCGCUACCAUCUUCGGGUCAUCCCUGGUUCAAAAAGUCCAAGAAUCCUCACACGUCUCAAUUCUGGAUUUACUGCGUUGCAUCCUUGGGCCUGACGGCGCUGACAUGGGGGAUGAAAAUGAUUCUCGAUCGAAGAACAGACAGGGGACGAACGACAUGCCACGUAUGACAGCCUACAUAUGCACUAUGUGGUACACGACGUGGCAUGGCGAAUGUGGCGAACUAUGCGCGGGGCUUUUAUCUCAGCAAGCUCAGACGGGAUGGGGAGAGGGCCUCGACAGGGGCAAGCCCCUGCUAGUAGCCUUAGGAAUCCACUCAGAGGCAUAUGGGAUUAGGGUCGAGCUAGGGUUGGAGCCGAUACGGAGACCCUUCAGAUAG
This is a messenger RNA of Lindgomyces ingoldianus, 1992 nucleotides long. RefSeq lists its product as uncharacterized. The record is from RefSeq and is a predicted model, not a curated record. NCBI's taxonomy places the organism in Eukaryota, Fungi, Ascomycota, Dothideomycetes, Pleosporales, Lindgomycetaceae. The coding region runs from base 1 to 1992 and encodes 663 amino acids. The transcript is spliced from 12 exons.